This is a messenger RNA of Paramacrobiotus metropolitanus, 2619 nucleotides long. Its product is annotated as T-box transcription factor TBX3-like. Bases 373 to 2319 code for a protein of 648 amino acids. The record is from RefSeq and is a predicted model, not a curated record. NCBI's taxonomy places the organism in Eukaryota, Metazoa, Tardigrada, Eutardigrada, Parachela, Macrobiotidae. Gene Ontology annotation, biological process: positive regulation of DNA-templated transcription; regulation of transcription by RNA polymerase II; cell fate specification. The transcript is spliced from 9 exons. Gene Ontology annotation, cellular component: nucleus. Gene Ontology annotation, molecular function: DNA-binding transcription factor activity, RNA polymerase II-specific; RNA polymerase II cis-regulatory region sequence-specific DNA binding.
UUUGCGCCGGAUACAACUGCGCACGUAUUAAUGGCGCUCGUACAACGCGCAGCACACAAAGCUCACGCCGACAGAGAAAACCAGCUUAAACGCCACUGUAACAGUUCACGCUGUCGGUCGGCUGUACUAAUGCGUACGUUGCUGAUUGUAUGAUGUUUCUAAGGCGAAAAAAUUGGCAAACAGCGAGUGAGAAGCUUGACGCGCCAAAGUCUUCAAUUCCGCGCAAGAAAUCCAAUUGAAAUCCCAGCGGCCGUCACAUUAAGCGUUUGUCAGCGUGUCAGAAGGUGCAUUUUAAUCAUCUCCCACUUCGCCCGACGAUGCCGUCGUGCUAGCGGCAAAGGUCACUUGAUUCCCGCUUAAUCUGCGUAUAUAAUGGCCUAUCCCCCGUUUUUAUUCCCCCCCUCCUCGGCCCACCGCGGCCCCCCGGAUUUCUCCAUGAACUCCAUUUUGUCGGGAGGCCCCGCCCAUCCGCAGCACUCGCUGCCGGGCGGCAACCCCUUCUUCCCGCACAUGCCGCCGUUCCCCAUGCACUCCUUCUCCAACCCCUUCUUCAACAAGUUCCCCGCCCCCUUUCCCCCGGGGGCGCCCUCCGGCCCCUCCCUUUUGGGCGGAGGGGCGCCGCUGGACUUCGGCGCGCACCAGCGGCCGGUGCGGACGGUGGAGCCGGGCCAGGACGACGUGGAGGACGACCCGAAAGUGGAGCUGGACCAGACUGAGUUGUGGACGGAGUUCCACAAUUUGGGCACGGAAAUGGUGAUUACCAAAAGCGGCAGACGCAUGUUUCCCUCGUACAAAGUCAAAGUAUCCGGACUGGACAAACGCGCCAAAUAUUGUUUUCUAUUGGAUAUCGUGCCUGCGGACGACUGCCGGUAUAAAUUUCACAAUUCACGCUGGAUGGUGGCGGGAAAAGCCGAUCCCGAGAUGCCCAAACGGAUGUAUAUUCAUCCGGAUUCACCCAGCACCGGCGAGCAGUGGAUGCAAAAGAUCGUCUCUUUCCAUAAACUCAAACUGACCAAUAACAUCUCCGACAAGCACGGCUUCCAGACAAUCCUCAACUCCAUGCACAAAUACCAGCCACGACUGCACAUUGUGCGGGCCAGUGACCUCAGCCGGGUGUUCUUCAGUGCCUGCCGGUCGUUCGUCUUCCCGGAGACCCAGUUUGUAGCGGUGACAGCCUAUCAAAAUGAGAAGAUCACGCAGCUGAAGAUCGACAACAACCCCUUCGCCAAGGGAUUCCGCGACACCGGCGCCGGGAAGCGCGAGAAAAAGCGUCUCAUGCAGUCGCAGCCGCAUCACGCACAUUCGCACCACCACUCACACCAUCAUCACCAGCACCAUCAUCAUCAUCACACCACAUCCGCUUCCUUCAGCACAUCCGGUGCCGGUGGGACGGGGCUGGCGUCGCCGCCACACAAAGAACACUCAUCCACAUCCUCCACGUCAUCCGUGAGUCCGGCGGCACCCGGGCGCGAUGAGGAACGGGAGGGCAGUGAAGCGGCGCUGGCCCAGCCGCGUGAUGAGAAGAAUACCGUCCAGUGCGACGGAUUCACCCGCAUUAAUAACGCCCAUCAGCGGGCAGGCAGUGAAAAGCGCGACGGCAGCGAUUCCGAUUCAUCGGACAACGAGAACGACCCCACUUCCCGUCGUCACUCUUCCCCCUCACCCCGCCGCUCCCCCUCCCCCGCCACUAAAUCCGACGACUCCAAACCCUCGCACAAACCCGACUCGUCUCUUCCGGAAGACCUCUCGCGGUUCCCCCGCUUCGCCCCGCCCAGCUCCCUCCCCCCGGUGCCCACCUCCAUGAUGCCCUUCAUGUACCCGUCGGGCUUCCCACCCGCGGGGCUGGACCAGCCCGGCGCCAACCCCUUCAGCUUCAUGAUGCCGGGCAACAACGCGCCCUUCCCCAACCUGAACUCCUUCUACAACCAAUCCCCGUCCGGGACCUCCCCGUUCGGCCACCUCCCGCCCAACUUCCUCUUCAACCACCCCAUGUCCUUCCCGGGCGCGGCGGGCCUGAUGAACCCCUACUCCAACAACUUCCCGGGCGGCAAUUUGGGGCUGCCGCGCGGUCACCGCUUCAUUCCGUACCAGGUGCCGCAGAACCCCAAAAGGUCACCCAGCGCGCGGUCCCCGGAGUCGCCGACGCGCAUCUCCGAGUCGCGGAGUGUCUCCCCGAAAUCCCACAGCUCCAGCGUCAGCUCCAGCUCGUCGGUGAAAAAGGCGGUGGGCAGUGAUCUGCGGAAUAUGGAGAAGAUGAUUACCGGGUUGGAGAGAAAGGUCAAGGAUGGACAGAAGAAGGGCGCGGCAAUAAGCACAUGAACUGCGAGUUGUAUAUGGAUUCCGCGAUCUCUUGGAAAUGGAAUGCAUUGAGCGUUGUCGGCUGGGAAAUUUUGAUUCGCUGUCGCAAUAAGGAAAAGUUUUAUUACGCAAAUGUUUUCCCUUGAUGAGACACAUAGUGUGUGCUUUGGCAAAGUCACAUUAUCGGUAGAAUUUGAUUGUGUUUUUUCGUCAAAUACUGGCAGGACUGCUGUGUGAGGUCAUUUGUAUAAUGUAUUGCACCGGUUUGGACAAAGUCAUUCGUUUUCUAUGAAUAACUUGGAGUGUCUUUACUGUCUAUUA